AUGAUGGGCUCGGUGCUCCCGGCGGAGGCGCUGGUGCUGAAGGGCGGCCUGAAGGCGCCGAGCCUCUCGCUGGCCGAGGUCAUCACGUCGGACAUCCUGCACAGCUUCCUCUACGGCCGCUGGCGGAACGUGCUGGGCGAGCAGCUCUUCGAGGAGAAGGCCGGCGGAGGGGCCGGCGGAGCUGGCGGCGGCGGGAACCCCAAGACCGCCUUCACGGCCGAGGUGCUGGCCCAGUCCUUCUCCGGAGAGGUUCAGAAACUGUCCAGCCUGGUGCUCCCGUCGGAGGUGAUCAUUGCCCAAAGCUCCAUCCCUGGGGAAGCUGGCAUCUUCUCCAAAACCUGGAUCAAAGCCGGCACAGAGAUGGGACCCUUCACAGGCCGGAUCAUCUCCCCGGAACACGUGGAUCUUUGCAAGAACAACAAUCUCAUGUGGGAGGUCUUCAAUGAAGACGGGACAGUCCGCUACUUCAUCGAUGCCAGCCAAGAAGACCACCGCAGCUGGAUGACGUACAUCAAGUGUGCCCGGAAUGAACAGGAACAAAACCUGGAGGUGGUCCAGAUCGGCAACAGCGUCUUUUACAAGGCCAUUGAGAUGAUCCCCCCAGACCAAGAACUCCUGGUCUGGUACGGAAAUUCCCACAACACCUUCCUGGGCAUUCCCGGCGUGCUGGGCCUGGAGGAGGAGCAGAAGAAGAGCAAGCACGAGGAUUUCCACGUGGCGGAAGCCGGGGCCAGCAGCUCCGGGCGCAUGCGCUGCGUCAUCUGCCACCGUGGGUUCAACUCGCGCAGCAACCUCCGCUCGCACAUGCGCAUCCACACGCUGGACAAGCCCUUCGUGUGCCGCUUCUGCAACCGCCGCUUCAGCCAGUCGUCGACGCUGCGCAACCACGUGCGCCUGCACACCGGCGAGCGGCCCUACAAGUGCCAGGUGUGCCAGAGCGCCUACUCGCAGCUGGCCGGCCUGCGCGCCCACCAGAAGAGCGCCAGGCACCGGCCCCCCAACGGCGCCCUGCAGUCGCACUCGCCCGCCCUGCCCGUGCCGCACCCCGCCGCCCUGGCCCACCACAUCCCAACCAUGGUGCUGUGA
Messenger RNA from Heteronotia binoei (common prickly gecko), 1086 nucleotides. RefSeq names its product PR/SET domain 12 (gene PRDM12). Lineage: Eukaryota; Metazoa; Chordata; Lepidosauria; Squamata; Gekkonidae. Gene Ontology annotation, cellular component: nucleus. Gene Ontology annotation, biological process: neurogenesis. Gene Ontology annotation, molecular function: histone methyltransferase binding. The record is from RefSeq and is a predicted model, not a curated record.